Messenger RNA from Ceratitis capitata (Mediterranean fruit fly), 1153 nucleotides. RefSeq lists its product as uncharacterized. The record is from RefSeq and is a predicted model, not a curated record. Lineage: Eukaryota; Metazoa; Arthropoda; Insecta; Diptera; Tephritidae. The transcript has 2 exons. The coding region runs from base 76 to 837 and encodes 253 amino acids.
UUGCACUUUCUAUCAAAUGCACUAAGUUCGUCGAACGAUUCGUAUCCCAAGCAACGCAUACAUACCGACAAAAAUAUGGUGAAAUCAAAGAUUUUUACAUUUUUAAGUCUUUAUCUAACAUUACAGCUCACCUGUGCGUUUCCCUAUCAAAAUUCCUUAAACGCCAUCGACAGCAAUGAUGUGAAAUCGAAGGAAUUGCAACACAGCAGCACAUCGAAUGACGACUUUCACCACUUACUUCAACCACUGACUGCAAGUACGCUCAAAAUCAUAGAGGAUCACUCGUCCACGCUAAUCCUGGAAACAGCGACCUUCCUUGACAAUGUAAUCGUUGAAUUAAAUUUGCUACCGGAAAGCAAUGAGUACAUCGACAAACUUAUACCCGAGUUGACGAGCCUUUUGGAUCGUAUGGAAAAACUAGAUUUGGAUGACAAAUCAGCGCCAUCAUUACAUGAGAAAGCAGCAAUCCUGCAUGCUAUCGCUAGAGUCUUCACAGAUUUUGAUAACAUCGUGCGCAACAACAGUGAUGAGAGUAGCGAUAGUAGUGACAGUAGCGACAGCAGCGAAACGGCGGGUUUGAAGCAAGUCCUUGAGAAGCUGGAAUUGAAUGGUCUAAAUGAACGCAUUGGCAUCUCCACCGCGAAAGCGGUGCAAAGGUUUACCGACGUAAUGGAACCCUUCUGGAAUUCGCUAAGCGAGGAGCAGAAAAAGCAACAUGAAGAUUUGGUUCAAUGGCAUGAACAUUUCGUGGCCGCUGAAACGGAUCAGGAUAAAUUAAGGACGCUUAUAGAGUUUAUGACCAUCCUACGUAAUAUAUAUCUAACAGCAGCAAAUUAAGAAAGCAAAGCUUUAAACAAUCUUAAAUGUGAUAUAUUUAUAAUAUAUGUUAAAUAUUGCAUUAGAAUUUAUAAGAAAAAAAAUGUUAAUUGCUUGCAAAUAAUUACUAAUGAAUUAUUAGGAAAACAUUAUUUUUAUUAUGAAACAUUUUAAUUAAAAAGUUUUCUAAUACUUUAAUAACUUGGUAUUUAACGUUGCUUGUAAUUGUAUUAUAAUUAUAAAAGUUCCAGAGAAAACUUUGAUACCUAACACGUGCAAUAAAAUGUGUUUUAUAAAUUUCUCAGUAAAUAAUAAUUCGUGCGAAUGCAAUAUGGAA